This is a messenger RNA of Papilio polytes (common Mormon), 1545 nucleotides long. It is a transcript of the gene Pbp49, whose product is annotated as snRNA-activating protein complex subunit 3. The coding region runs from base 140 to 1528 and encodes 462 amino acids. The transcript is spliced from 7 exons. Gene Ontology annotation, molecular function: RNA polymerase II cis-regulatory region sequence-specific DNA binding; RNA polymerase III type 3 promoter sequence-specific DNA binding; bent DNA binding. Gene Ontology annotation, biological process: snRNA transcription by RNA polymerase III; snRNA transcription by RNA polymerase II. Lineage: Eukaryota; Metazoa; Arthropoda; Insecta; Lepidoptera; Papilionidae. Gene Ontology annotation, cellular component: snRNA-activating protein complex. The record is from RefSeq and is a predicted model, not a curated record.
ACUGUCAAUACUCAAUUUUCAUUUUAGAAAUGUCAACGUAUAAAUAAAUAUUGUGCUUAUGUUUGUUGAUAUUAGUUAAUUUCAAUUUAACCUGAAAUCUUUGAAAUUUUAUUGUAUCCAGAUAAAUAUAACACGAGCAAUGGGAAGCGAAGAGAAGUCUUUUACUGUAUUUAAGUGCACUACACCGGUAUCAGUCCCGAUAGAUACUAAGGGCUCAAAUCAUAUUCAAAUUACCAAAGAAGACGAAGUUAAGAAAGUUGCGACUGACGAUUCUCUCACCUCUGUUGAUGGAAAAUCCUUUAUGAGACAUGUGAAUGUGAAUAUGUAUGCGCCGGAUGUAGGGCCUAAAUUUUAUCCAGUCAAAGGCAAUAUAGUCACUGCUCCAAUAAUUACUAAGAAUCUUCCAGAAGUUUUUAGUUCCCUACCUAUUUCUGGACGCCCGGAAUCGAAGGAUCAUUUAGAGCAGUACCUAGAUCAGAAGAUCAGAGAUUAUGUUGGAGGUGACUUGAGUGAAGAAGACUUUGCUAAGCUAUCUAAAUAUUGUAGUCCAAACCAUCUUAAAACUGGUAGGGAACUUACAAUGGAUACAAAUAUCCCAUCACUGGGUUUCCUGCCUUUUAAAAAGGAUGAUAAAGAGUGUGAAGGAGGUAACAAACUUAAUAUUGUUAAGAAGUUUAAGUUACGAGUUGAGAAAGACAAGACAAACUUGUUUGUGAAGAAGUUGAAGUACAGAGGAAUGAGAUUAUUGCCACUUACUACUGAGGAUGAAGAUAGUACAGAGACAAAUGGAACACCACUUGAACCAGGGAAAGAUAUAUUGUAUAGAGUACGCUUCUACAGACCGUUUAUGGGUGGCAAAGAAAGAAAUAACACCCGGCACUCAGUGUUCACAUGCGACGUGGUGGUGAGCGGACAGAGCCGGCUGUCGGAGCUGCGCGAGCGCAUCGUGUGCGCUAACGACGUGGAUGUGCGCGUCGACGUCUCCGAUAAUCCCAAUAACUUGCCGCAUGCCACUGCCAAGGAGCUGUUUCCAUCAGGGUUCAUGUUCAUAAACAACGUGUUCUACGUAGACGAGGGCGAAGGCCGCGUGGACUACUCGGAGCCCAUCCGCGCCUGGGCGCAGCGCCGCGGCCUCGGCGACUUCCCCAAGCUGGACAUGCACCGCGUGCGCCUGCAGGACCUCGUGCUGCGGCUGGGACAUCCUGAGGUGUACGUGCACCAGGGCAACUGCGAGCACCUGCUGACGUUCUCGGAGGUGCGGCUGGGGGGCCCGCGCGAGGCGCUGCGCGCGCCGCAGCUGCCGCGCCACACGGCCGUGCUGCAGCACCAGACGGUGUACUGCACCACGUGCGCGGAGUUCGGCGCCAAGUGGGUGGUGGUGGGCUGCCGGCGCGUGCCCUUCGACCCCGCCUUCUUCUGCGACACCUGCUUCACGCUGUACCUCUACAUCGACGGAAAGAAGAUUGGCGACUUCAAGGCCUACUCCUACAGAGGUAAUGAGAUUAACACUUUGAAACCGCUCGGUUAAUAAAUUAUUUCUAUUGA